Molecule: messenger RNA, 838 nt
Organism: Salvia hispanica
Lineage: Eukaryota; Viridiplantae; Streptophyta; Magnoliopsida; Lamiales; Lamiaceae
Product: putative glutathione S-transferase
Biological process (GO): glutathione metabolic process
Cellular component (GO): cytoplasm
Molecular function (GO): glutathione transferase activity
Source: RefSeq, a predicted model, not a curated record
UAGUAACACAUCCACCAAAAUAAAGCUCAAAUACCAUAUACAUAGAUACAGAUACAAAAUGUCUGAAGUGAAGUUGUUUGGAGCUUGGUUUAGCCCUUAUGUGAAGAGAGUGGAAAUGUCCCUCAAUUUGAAGGGUGUGGAAUAUGAAUAUAUUGAAGAAGAUCUCAAAAACAAAUCACCUCUUUUUUUACAAUACAAUCCAAUUACCAAACUAGUACCUGCUUUAGUCCACAAUGGCAAACCCAUUUUUGAGUCCAGUGUGAUUCUUGAAUACAUCGAUGAGACUUGGGAAGGUCCCUCUAUCUUUCCCAAAGAUCCCUUCGACCGUGCCAUGUCGCGUUUCUGGGCCAAGUUUGUUGAGGAUAAGUGCUCGGAUCUGUUGUGGAAAGCGUGUUGGAGCGCGGGAGAGGAGAGGGAGAAGGCAGCCAAGGAAGCCGAAGAAGGGCUCACGAUUCUAGAGAAUGAAAUUAAGGACAAGAAAUUCUUCGGAGGCGAAAACAUUGGACUGGUAGAUUUGGUUGCCAAUUAUAUUGCACUUUGGAAUCCAAUUCUUCAAGAUGUGGUUGGAUUCCACGUUUUGACACAAGAUAAGUUUCCUAAUAUAAGCAAAUGGGCUGAUGAAUUUUGUAACGAUAGCUUUGUUGAGAAAUAUAUGCCUGAGAAGGAGAAAGUGAGGUUGUGGUUGAAGAGGGCUGUUGAGACUGGCAGUCUAUACUAAGAGUGAUCUGAAUAUUGCAGUGUGUCUACCGUUUAUUUAUAGAAGAUAGUAUUUUCCAUGUAUGGUUGUGUUCGAAUAAGACAUUGUGUAAUGACAAAGUUUGGUAUUUGUUGGAGAGCA